Molecule: messenger RNA, 3581 nt
Organism: Calliphora vicina (urban bluebottle blowfly)
Lineage: Eukaryota; Metazoa; Arthropoda; Insecta; Diptera; Calliphoridae
Gene: Fs(2)Ket
Product: Importin subunit beta Fs(2)Ket
Exons: 7
Coding region: 555-3212 (885 amino acids)
Biological process (GO): protein import into nucleus
Cellular component (GO): cytoplasm; nucleus
Molecular function (GO): nuclear import signal receptor activity; small GTPase binding
Source: RefSeq, a predicted model, not a curated record
CGUUAUUCUACCGAAGUUUCUUAAAAUAGUCAUUCGUUUUUUUCGCAAACUUCCAUGUGGAAGCAAAUUCGCAACCGGCCAACGCUCAGCUUGUAGAAAAUUUAAUAAAAACGUUAAAAAUUCAUUUAUAUCAAUUUAAAUCAAACAAAUUAUAUAUUUAUUAAUAUUAUUUGUGCUCUCUUCAACACGACAACAGCAAAAAUCAAUUGGAAAUUGCACAAAUUUAUGUAAAAUCUAACAAUAAAAGUGACACUGUGAAAUAUUAAAUAAAAAACGAGACUACAGCGAACAAUAGAAAAGAAAUAUAGAAAAAAUACAACAACAACAUAAAGAAAAAGUAAAGAGGCAGGCAGUGGCGUAAAGAAAAAGGCACGAAAGUAGAAGUAAAAAAUCAAUCAUUGACGGACAAACGAAUCAUUCGCAGUAAUCAACGCAAACACCAGGUUUUAAAUUUGUGUGUGUGCAAAAAUUAACUAAUAUUAACAGAAUAAAAAAAAAAAUAAUUUAAUAAAGAUCAAAUAAACGUUUUCACAUCCGUAAAUUGCGAAACUAUAAUGAAUUCACAAAUAACCCUACAGUUAAUACAGAUCUUGGAAAAGACUGUCUCGCCUGAUAAAAAUGAACUAUUGUCGGCGAAAAACUUUUUGGAACAUGCCGCCGAAAAUAAUUUGCCCGAGUUUCUAAAGGCACUCUCAGAUAUUCUGGUCACCGUUAACAAUAGCCCCGUGGCUCGUAUGGCAGCUGGUCUGCAAUUAAAAAAUCAUUUGACCAGUAAAGAUGAGACCAUCAAUUUGCAAUAUCAACAAAGAUGGCAUCAAUUUCCCGAAGACACAAAGGAGUACAUUAAGAAAAAUAUUCUCGGCGCUUUGGGUACUGAAAAUACUCGACCCUCCUGUGCUGCUCAGUGUGUUGCCUAUGUGGCCAUCACAGAAUUACCCAUCAAUCGUUGGGGUAUCUUAAUACAAACCCUUGUCAACAAAGUGGUUACUGAGGGAUCCAGCGAAAUGGAUCGUGAGGCUGCCUUGGAAGCAAUCGGUUAUAUAUGCCAGGAAAUACGUUAUGGCGUGUUGGAAAAUCAAUCGAAUCAAAUUUUAACCGCUAUCGUCCAUGGUAUGCGCAAACAGGAACCCAGUAAUCAUGUACGUUUGGCAGCUACUACAGCAUUAUUGAAUUCGUUGGAAUUCACCAAAGCCAAUUUCGAGAAGGAUGUAGAACGUAAUUAUAUCAUGGAAGUGGUGUGCGAAGCUACCCAAUCGCCGGACACUCAAGUUUGUGUCGCCGCCUUACAAUGUUUGGUUAAAAUAAUGACACUUUAUUAUCAAUAUAUGGAGCCGUAUAUGGCUCAGGCUCUCUUCCCCAUUACGUUGGAAGCCAUGAAAUCCGAAAAUGAUUCGAUUGCAUUGCAAGGUGUUGAAUUCUGGUCGAACGUAAGCGAUGAAGAAAUCGAUUUGGCCAUUGAGAAUCAAGAGGCCAAUGAUGCUGGCCGUGCUCCCACACGCGUUUCUAAACACUAUGCUCGUGGUGCUCUGCCAUUUUUGGUGCCUGUAUUGGUAGAAAAACUUACUAAACAAGACGAAAAUGACGAGGACGACAUCUGGAGUCCCUCGAAGGCAUCAUCAGUUUGUUUAAUGUUAUUGGCCACCUGUUGUGAAGAUGAAAUCGUGCCUCAUGUAUUCCCCUUCAUCAAGGACAAUAUUGUGUCGCCAAAUUGGCGUUUCCGUGAUGCCGCCGUUAUGGCGUUCGGCUCAAUUCUAAGUGGUAUUGAAAAUAAUACUCUCAAAUCGUUGGUGGAACAAGCCAUGCCAACUCUUAUACGUUUGAUGUACGAUCAGAGCGUUAUUGUUCGUGACACCACCGCUUGGACAUUUGGACGUAUUUGCGAUAUAAUUCCGGAAGCUGCAAUUAACAAAACUUAUUUGCAACCCCUGUUGGAGUGCUUUAUACAAAGUCUUAAGGCAGAGCCCCGUGUGGCGGCUAAUGUUUGCUGGGCUUUUAUCGGUUUGUCAGAUGCUGCUUAUGAAUCAGCUGAAGCCACUGAUGGUGAAACUCCUGACACUUAUUGUCUUUCACCAUACUUUGAAUACAUCAUUACACAAUUGCUGGAGACAACCGAUCGUCAAGAUGCCAAUCAAGGCAAUUUACGUGCCGCUGCUUACGAAGCUCUCAUGGAUAUGAUUAAAAACUCACCCUUAGAUUGUUAUUUGAUUGUACAGCGAACAACUAUUGUUAUUUUGGAACGUCUUAAUCAAGUCUUGCAAAUGGAAUCACACAUUGCCAGUCACAAUGAUCGUCAUCAAUUCAAUGAUUUGCAAUCUCUUUUGUGUGCCACCUUGCAAAGUGUAUUGCGCAAGGUGCGCGAAGAUGAUGCUCCUCAGAUUUCGGAUGCUAUUAUGAAUGCUUUGCUUACCAUGUUCAAUUCGUGUUCGGGCAAAUCGGGCGGCGUGCAAGAGGAUGCAUUUUUGGCCGUCUCUACUUUGGUUGAGUUGUUGGGUUUGAAAUUCGUCAAAUAUAUGGAUGCUUUUAAGCCAUUCCUGUAUAUGGGCUUGAAGAAUCAUCAAGAAUACCAGGUGUGUUGUGCUGCUGUUGGCCUCACAGGCGAUAUUUCACGUGCUCUAAAACAACUUAUCAUACCAUAUUGUGAUGAGAUCAUGACUCUGUUAUUGGCCAAUUUGUCGGAGCCCACAUUACAUCGAAGUGUUAAGCCAGCUAUUUUGUCAGCCUUUGGUGAUUUGGCUCUCAGUAUUGGAGGAGAGUUUGUAAAAUAUUUAAAUGUAGUUUUGGAAUUGCUAAGAGCUGCUUCACAGUUGGAGGUUGAUCCCAAUAGUUAUGAUAUGGUUGAAUAUCUCAACGAAUUGCGCGAAAGCGUUUUAGAAGCCUAUACUGGCAUUAUACAGGGUCUCAAGGGUGUGGAACAAACCCCCAAUCAAGAUGUUUAUCAUUUGGAACCUCAUCUUGGUCACAUCAUUAUGUUCAUUAAACGUAUCGCCGUUGAGGGUGAUAAUUCCGAUUCUAUGGUGGCCAGUGCUGCUGGUUUCAUUGGCGAUUUAUGUACAGCCUUUGGUCCACGUCUCUUAACAUUCGUCGAUGAUGUUACCAUUACACAAUUCCUCUCUGAAGGCAAACGUUCAAAAGCCACCCGCACAAAAUCUCUCUGCAACUGGGCUACUAAGGAAAUUAAAAAAUUGCGUGAUCAUCAAACAAUAGCUCAGUAAAUCGUUUCUUCAUUUUGAAUUCUAUAUAGGGGAGCUUUGAAUUUCUAACAACUUUUUUUAAAAUUGUGUCUCAACUAUAAAAUGAUAUAUCGGGAGGAGUUUUUAAUUUCAUAAAAUAUUAUUUAUUUUUUUUUUUAAAAAAUUAUGUUUCAACUAUAAGUGGUUCCAACUGUAAAUUGCAUCAAUAUUUGUUUUAUUUAAGGUAAAAAAAAACUCCAGCUUGUACCAAAAUUUGUUAAAAAAAAGGUGCAUUAAUGUUUUUUUUCUUCUUGUAAAUUUAUGUAUAAAAAAUAUGAUUUAAAAUUAUUUCAAAAAAAAAAAUAGAAAUCUUUAAAUGUAAAAAGCACCUUUUCACUUCCUAAUUUAAAA